This is a messenger RNA of Seriola aureovittata, 4638 nucleotides long. It is a transcript of the gene gemin5, whose product is annotated as gem (nuclear organelle) associated protein 5. NCBI's taxonomy places the organism in Eukaryota, Metazoa, Chordata, Actinopteri, Carangiformes, Carangidae. The record is from RefSeq and is a predicted model, not a curated record. The transcript has 28 exons. Gene Ontology annotation, molecular function: protein binding. Bases 183 to 4559 code for a protein of 1458 amino acids.
UCGGCACGGUUUGACCCAACUACAAUGCCGUAGUCGGCACCGGCAAAAUUUACGACAGUGCGCCGAUCGUACGGCAGUUAAUGUUGUAGCUACGAUAGUGCGGGUACCAUGUGAGAAGUUUGGUUUUGGAUUUUCAGACUUUAUUUGAGAAAAAUAAAUAAAUUUUAACUAUCCGAGGCGCCAUGCACGAAAGGUCGCUUCCCGCUUCUCCCAACUGGUACUGCUCGCGCUGCAGUGAUGUCAACAGCGGCGGUUUGCUGGGCGUCGGAGCUAAAAACAUCAUUUAUUUGAUUGAUGUGUCUGCAUCCUCCUGCAGGGUUGUAGGCGAGCUCGUCGGCCAUAAAGACCUGGUGUCAGGCUUCUCGUUCUGUCAGCACGCAGGACAGAGUCACAUCUGUGUCAGCUCCGCCGCUGAUGGGAGUAUUCGCUUCUGGGACUCGGACAACAGGACGCUGAUCAAGGAGCAUGCAGCUCAUCAGAGCCCCGUCUCAGCAGUGCACUGGUCCCCGGUGGAUAAGAACCUGGUGGUGUCGGGGGAUGAGAAGGGCAUCGUUGUCUGUCACUGGUACAACACAGGAGACACUGCCAGCUUCUUUCCCGAGCCCAGGACCAUCUUCUGUCUCACCUGCUCCCCUCACAGCUGGAACUCUGUGGCCGUCGGGUACAAGGACGGGAUGAUCGUACUGAUCGACGUGAGUAAGAAAGGCGAGGUGAUGCAGCGUCUCCGUGGACACGACGAUGAGAUCCAUUCGCUGGCGUGGUCGCCUCUCCCCGGCGAGGACGCCCUCUGCAGCAGACCCGAGGACAGUGAAGUAACUAAUGGAGCGUGUGCAGGGGAGGAGAAGGGCUGCUAUCUGGCCUCUGGGAGCAAAGACCAGACGGUGAGGAUCUGGAGCACAGUGAAGGGCAAAGGUGUGAUGACUCUGAAGCUGCCGUAUCUGAAGAAAAGAGGCUCUGCGGUCGACCCCGGAGUUAAAGAGAGACUCUGGCUCAGCGUCCACUGGCCGAAGGGACGACCGACACAACUGGUGUCCAGCUGCUUCGGUGGUGAGCUGGUGCUGUGGGACCUCACCAAGUCGGGGAAGCAGCGGUGGACUCUGUUGGGCACGUCUUCAGACGGUCAGAACCACAGCAGGAUCGUCUUCAACAUGAGUUCAGUUCACCUGCAGGACGACAGAGAGCUGCUCAUCAGCACCUCCAUGGACAGAGAGAUUAAAUGCUGGGACCUGGACUCUCUGGACUGCUGCUGGACUCUUCCCACCCUGGGCGGCUUCGUCUACACCCUGACCUUCUCCCCCGUGGGUGCAGGGUGUCUGGCGCUGGGCGUCGGCGACAGCAUGAUCCGGGUCUGGAACACGCUGACCACCCAGAACCAGUACGACACCAGGUCCUUCUGGCAGGGCAUCAAGUCCAAGGUCACGGCGCUGGCGUGGCACCCGAACAGGGAGGGAUCCUUGUCCUUUGGAACAGACGAUGGUAAAGUCGGAAUCUACGACGUCUUUUCAAACAAGCCUCCUCAGAUAUCGAGCUCCUAUCACCGAAAAACAGUGUACACAUUGGCUUGGGGACCCCCAGUGCCCCCGAUGUCAUUUGGUGCGGCGGGAGGAAAGUCGUCCUACAGCCUGUACAGCUGCGCCGGCGAAGGCGUCAUCCUGCAGCACGACCCGUCGAAGCUGAGCGGAGAGGCGUCCGACAUCGACAGGCUGAUCAGAGACACGAACAACAUCAAGCACAAGCUGUCUCCACACACUGACCUCAGCUGGAAGCCAGAUGGGAAAGUGGUUGCUAUCGGCAACGAGGACGGGUGCAUCGAUGUGUAUCAGGCUCCCGGUCUGAAGCUGCUGUGCAGCAUCCAGCAGCACCACAAGAUCAUCAACACGCUGCGGUGGCACCACGACCAUGGCUCUCCGCCCGAGCUGCACUGCCUCCUGGCCUCUGGCUCCAGCAACGCCAUCGUCUACGUGCACGAUCUCCGCUCCAUCAUAGAGGAUCCUCCAGAGAGCCCCGUGGUGCUGACGGAGCCGUACCGCAGGCUGUGUGGUCACACAGGUAAAAUCACCGGCAUGGCCUGGAGUCCGCAUCACGAGGCCCGGCUGGUCACCGUCUCGUACGACGGCACAGCUCAGGUGUGGGACGUGCUGCAGGAGGCAGCUGUCUCUAACUACCGCGGUCACGUUGGUUACCUGCUCAGCGCGGACUGGUCUCCCGUCGAUCCAGAUGUGAUCUGGACCGGAGGGAAGGACUUCACCGUGCAGGAGUGGAGAGUCUCCAAACAAGAGUUUACAAAACCACCUAAAGGGAAGAAGAUGGUGGAUCUGAGGGAGAAGAUGAAAGCCAAUCCCAAGCAGAAGAAGAAGAACAAGAAGACGCCCGGGGCCGGAGGGGCCGCAGCGUCAGAGAUGAACGGAGGGCCGGUUACAGGAGGAGAGAAGAGUGUGACGGGACAGGAACUGUCCGGUGAAGAUGAGGAAGAUGACGUCAGCUCAACGAACAGUCCUGCACCUCCCCCAGCCACUUUUGAGAUACAAAGAAAAUCUUCUGCUGCUGCGAAGAGCAAAGACAAACCAGUGUUUGCGGACUCAAACCUGCUGAAGAAGAAGAAGCCUCGCUCCAUGCUGCCCAUCAGUACGUCCAUGGACCAUCGGCCCAAAGAGGAGCUGCUGCAGGACUGCAUCACUCUGGCCUCGGUCACACACGACAGCGCGCCCCCUGCAGGCUGUGUCCCAGGCCAAGGAGAGCACAUCCACCUCGGCCUCUUCUCUGACAGACAGGCUCUGCACCGCAUGUUUGAGUCUGAAGAGGAGGGUCACGUGGAGGCGGGUCACUAUGAGUCUGUGGUGUACCUGCGGCUGUGGAGUGGAGACCUGGAGGGGGCGCUGCAGCUCGCCACAGAGAAGGGAGAGCUGAACGACCACCUGCUCUCCGUCGCUCCCAUGGCUGGGUUCCAGGUGUGGAGCCGGGCGGUGGAGGCCUUCGUCAAGCAGCUGUGUCUGCAGGAGCAGUACCUGAAGGCAGCGUCCCACCUGCUGUCCAUCAACAAGCUGUACGAAGCCGUCGACCUGCUGCGCUCUCACAAGCUCUACAGGGAGGCCAUAGCUCUGGUGAAAGCCCGGCUGCCGGCAGACGAGCCGGUCCUGAAGGAGCUCUACACCUGCUGGGCCUCUGUGCUGGAGAAGGACGGACAUUUCUCUGCUGCUGCCAAAUGUUACUUGGCUGCCGGCGCCAGUUUCGACGCAGCCAAAGUCAUCGCCAGGAAGAACGACGUCUCCUCGCUGAGGACGGCGGCCAGCCUGGCCAGAGUUUCCGGGGAGGUCGCUCUGGCUGAGUCGCUGGCGCUGAGGUGCGCUAAAGACCUGGCCGCUGCUGAGAACUGGGUCGGAGCCCAGGAGGUCCUGAGCUCACUGGAGGGUCUGUUGGUCCACAGGCUUCACCUCUGCGUCACCGAGCUGCUCUCCGUGACGCUGGCCGACUCUGGGGUCGCUCCUCAGUCCUGCGUCUCCAGCCACCUGUGGGCGUCGCCGGGCGAGGGUCACAUCAGCAUCCUGGACCGGGUGAGAGACGUGUGGGAGGAGCAGUUUGGCGUCUCACAAAAGUCGGCGGGGCAUCGCAGCGUCACCGCUCUCCUGCAGGAACUGAAGUCUGUGGAGAGUCCAGCGCCCACGACCAACGUCCCCCUGAGACAGGUUCUGCUGUAUUCAUCCCUCCAUCUGACCCGGUCUGUACUGAGCUGGUUGAUGGAUGAUGAUGGACAGCUGAUGAAGGAACUGUGGCAGGCAGCAGCUUGGCUGAGAGACGCCGGACAUCUCUGUGUCUCUGCAGAGCUCUGCAGGCUGCUGUUCCCUGAUGGUGACGUCACAGUUUGUUCCAGGAAAUAUCCCAGAACCCUUCAUCACACAGAAGAAGAAGCUGCUUCAGCUGCUGCCGACAGUCUGCAGGCCUUCGUCCAGUACCACCGUCUGUAUGAACGCUGGUGGAGCAGCUCGGGCGAAAACCACCAGAUCCAGAACGGGUCGCCCCCCUCAGCAGCUGAGUCCGGCGCUGGAGACGAGGUGAAGGACAAGGUGGUGAACGAAGGGUUGUCAGAGUCACCGCCAAACGGGGAGGUGGAUGAUAAACUGGACUUUGAUGCUUCACUUCUCCUGUGUGAGUCUCACGCUGCGUAUCAGGCGACGCAGAGGUCAGUCAGACAGAUCCAGGAGCGGCUGUCGGCCAUGGUGCUGCAGCACAGCCACGCCCAGGGAGAGCAGCUCGACUCUGGGGAGGAACAGGCCGACGCGUCCACGCAGAUAUCAGAUAACAGACGGGGGCCUGACGAUCAGGAGACCUUCCUCUCUUUGUCUACCAGGAUGUCAGAGCACCAGAAACAGCUGGCUGACCUGCCAGACACAAUCAAGAUGUAUCCUCAUCCAGAUGUUGUCGAGUGCUGCCUCGUUCUCCUUCACUUCACCAAGUCUUCACCGUCUGUCUCCGAGUCCCUGCAGCAGGAGGCCAAAGACCUGCUCCGUAAAUACGCAUCAGUGCCGCCGGUCCUGAAAGCCGCCCAGCGAUUCCUCACCUGAGCCUCUCACUGCGAGACUAAAAGAAGCACUUCCACUGUACAGCUGUUUGUUGAAUUAAAAAAAAUCUUUAAUAACAAGA